GGGUUCUGUUUGUCUCUUCUGUGUCCUGUUUGGCUCAGCCCCCUGUCAGUUAUGGGGGCUUAAAGACAGUGGGCUGAUUAAAGUAGAUUACUGGGGGGAGAGGGGGAGAUGGUCUGCUGGCAUCUCACUCUAGUCACCAGAGCGAUGGCUUCACCAUGGAAACAGCGCUGCAUCCUCCUCCUCCUUUCCUUCCUUCUCCUACAUCUGCAGCCGUCAGCCUGCAUCGACCAGCAACCUGCUCUCAGGUGGGUGAAGAAACAAAAAAAAAGGCAGAAAUGGUUCCUGUCUGACUUAACUGCUUGUUGUGGUUGUUUUUGACCUCUGGCAACUCUCUAAUCUUUGACUCCUGACACGUUCAGCUCUGAGAUUAGUGAUGUGUCACUGCUCUGUUGUCAAAGAGUCCCUGAGGGUACUUUUGCUGAUUGUGUUUGCUCUUGUACAGCUGCAUUAAGUGAUAUGUAUGCAGAGGCAAAAGAACAAGCUGUAGACCAAAAACCUGGCAUUUAAUCAACUAAUUAUGUUUUUUAAAAAAUAUGUAUAAGCAGUGUUAUCUUUUCCCCCUUUUUUAACUCCACUUUGGUCUCCACCAUCUCCUGAGAAACAUUUCCGUCAAAUUGGCUGCAGAUGCUUUGGUGCAAUACAUUUCUAGAAGCUCCUUUGCUGCUAAGAGUACUAUGGCUGAACCAUAUUGUAAAUGAGGCCAUAAAGAGGCUGAAAUGUUCUUGUGGUUUCCUUAGGUGUGUAAUUAAACAAGAGCUAAAGGGAGGGUAAACAGGAGGCAGAUUCAAAUAGACAUAAACCCCAGUAUCUUCAGUUGUGGUGCUGCACAGCCGACAUCUAUUCAGAUGUUUUCAGAAAUUAAAAUAUGGAAAAUCUAAAUGUAGCUUUUAUUUCAAGGUCUUUUCCUAAAUACAGAAUUUCAUUUGCCAAGAGGUGCAAAGAAAAGGGAUACAACUAUAUUUGUGCCCUGAGCAGCUCCUUAUUUUUUACUUAUCAAAAGUUACACUGAAUAUCAUGUCUUUAUGCUUAUAGUUGCCUCAAAGUAAUGAUAUCACAACCAUGUAUGUCCUGUAGCUGUAUUUAUUUCCCCAUAAUUUUUACCUAGCGGAUAAAUACAACCAGAGUUUAAUUAUACUGAAAAGCUGCAAAACACAACAUAGCAUCUAAAAUUGGGAUCCUGCAGGAUAAUGGAAAAAAUGCAUUAUGAUGUUUUCAUCCUGGGAUAUUUACUGCAUUGUGGUGUGUUUUUAUGCAGAGAUAUGAUAGUAAAAAUUAACAACAGCACUUCUUGUAUUUUUGACUUUAAGGCUUUUUCCCUCUGGUAAAACUGAACAUAUCUCUUAUUUUUACCAUGCAAGGUUCCGCUCUUUACAACCCUAAGGCUAGUCUUAGAUUUGGAUAUGCAGUUUGCAGUAAGAAUGUUCCGCAUUGUGGCAUUAUCAUCAAAAGUGCUAAACAGAUAAUGAGAGUGCAUAUCAGCCAGAGUGUCUACAGUUUCUUUAUGCAUCUGCUGCACCUCCUGUUUAAGAUGUUACCUGUGUUUGUGACAUGUUCCUCCUGAAUCCAAGAUACACAAAAAGGAUUUUUUUACAUCUCUAAAUCAACACCAGUGAAAUAAGCGUGCACACUAACAGUGUGUUUGUAUCAGAGAGUUAAGAGAGGACAAAGACGAGGCGGGUCUGAUCUUCUUAAACAGAGCAUCAGAAUUUUACAAACAUUGGCAUCAGACAUGAAAUAAGAGCAUUAAGUAAAUCCUUCAACGUAAUUAAGCUUUUUGCAGAGUCGUUUGAUUUUUAUCAUCCAUUGAACAGGAUGAAAACAAAUUAAAUUAAUAAAUAUAUACAAAAUCAGAUGGUAAUGAUGUGGCUCUUACUCUGAGUUUUUAGGGAGUGGAUAAUUCAGCUUUUUAUCAUGUGCUAUUUUUUACAGUGUGCAGCUGAUGAUUGUAAAAAAAAAAAAAAGAGAGAGAAACUGUAAAAUCUUCUUUUGGCUGAGAGCCACCCUUCCUUCAUGACCCUAACUUUGUGUGCGUGUGUGUAUGCAUGCAUAUGUGUGUGCGUGUGUGUGCGAUUGCAUCAUUAUGUAAUCAAUGCAAUCCUUCUGACUCAAUAAGGCUAAACCAUUUUGGCUGCAGAGCGUCACAGAGAAAGAGAGAGAGAGGGUUGGGGAGGAUUUGACGGCUAUAGGCGUCAUGCUGUAAACAGAGAAGGUUGAAAAUAUGUUAUAUGCUGAUAAAUAUGUGAAACACGUUUUAAUCUUCAUCUACUGAGAGGAUUUACACCCAGAGAGUCUGCGGGUGGAUGAAGCAGCGCUGGGUUCAUUUAGAUUAGAUGUACAGAUUAUUAGGUACAAAGCUGCACGCUCCUAUCUGACAGUGAGGAGUGGACAGAGCAGCUAUUUCUAGUUUAAUUUGGUCAAAUCUUCAUGUAGUCAGAAAUUUCCAUGAUUGUUUUACCAUAUUCUGUUAAAGCUCCUGUGAGGAGAUUUUAGAUGGUUAUAAAAUGGACUGAAAUUAACACAGAGGCUUCUUUAUGAACUAUCAAAGAAAAUAAGGCCAUUGGCAAACAGAUAGAAAACUUCCAUUUUGGUAUUUUUCAAGCCUUUAAUUGUGUUGAGGGGGUGGUGUCAGCAAAAUGAAGAAAAAGCAUUUAAAAACUUUAUUCACAACAAAUACUCACAUUUAUUGAUUAUUGUUUGACAGCAGUUUAAGACUUCCUAAAAUUAACUGUAAUUUGAUAUUUAAUGUAAUUAGCCAAAUUAAUGCAAUUUCAUUAUAAUGAACUUUCAGGAAUAGUUAAUGCAUACUGGUAUUUUCUAUGCUUGAAAAAAAAUAACCUUUCCAAGACAUUUUUUAUCAUCACCUUUAAAACAAGAGGGUGAGGAUAAUUUGACAUAAUCUUAGGUGGUGAGUCCUAUAAGGGCAGAUGGUGAUAUCCACUCACCAGUAUGGUUUUAGUAAAUCUUGCAUCUUUUUCUAGUUUGAAGGUAAACAGAUACCAUGAACAACUUUUACUGUUCAUAAACAUGAUAUUUAAACUAAUUUCAACAUUUUAAAGCUCCUGUGAGAAGUUGGACAAACAGACAUGUUUUUACAUUUUUCAUAUAACAUGUUCACGAUAGUUAAUAAAUUAAACCCCCAAACAUUCGCUGGAUGAACUGAAGAGUAUAGAGUUUAGGAAAAGCAAUGACUGCCUUGUCCACAGGAGGCGCCAAAAUAGACAUGAACCAAAAGUUCCUCACAGGAGCUUUAAUCAAAAAUGUCUUUAGGUUAAUUUAACCUGUUUCCAGGACUGUUGAUCAAAAAAGUGAUCGAACCACACCGACAUACAGUCCUGGUUAAGCAUGAGCUGAAAACUGCAACGCUGUUUGAAUCUAAAUAGCAAAUGCAGUGUGCAUUGUGACCCGUGUAGGAGUAAAGAGGAGGUGGUCUUCAGCAGAGACCCCAGGAGAGCAGGUCAACAAAAUGCCAACCUACACAAUACCAAACCUCUUACUUUAAAACCUCACUUUAUCAAACAUUUUCCCUUUGGAGGCAUUAAAGGACAAACACUAGUGAAAUCCUGUUUCACAAAAACAUGAAAAAAUAAACCGUAAACCCACCAGAGUGUUUUGCAGAAUCAAUCAGAGCUGCUGUAUUGUGUUAAGCUGAUUCUCCUGUUGAAUCUUGGUCCAUUAUUUUAAGUCUUACUUCCUGUAAUCUGGGUUAGAGUGGGUCAUCGCUGCAAUAGUACAUCUCUGCUGCAGAUUGAUCAUUCUGUCUGUUACCUUAAACACUAAUCCACAGGGUCACAUGGGUCACUGGACUACACAGAUGCUUUCUGGGUAGCAGAAAUAUCACAUCCAUCUCCUGGUCGCUCUCUCCUCUGUUUCAGAUUUCAUAAUGUGACAGCUCCAUUUAUAAAUACAGAUUCCUGAACUUUCCGUAAACAUGGAGCUUUAAGUUGGUUUAAAGGGGACGUGAACUUUAUGGAGCAUGUUAACCUUUUGUAGCAGACACUGGUUAACAUGAGGGACUGUUUAAUAAAAGAAUAAUACUUCAUAGAGUGGUGCUUGUGAGCUAGUUUGGGCAGGUAACUCUGGCUGCACUGAUUUUGCUUUUUUGCAUCCAUCAUCUCACAAUCACUUGUCCAAAAAUAUCAAGGCAGUUUGAUAUCUAUUUUAUCGUUUUUUUAAAUGCAUCGAUUUGAAGCCUCUGUUGUAGCAUUCAGUAGUGUAAAAUAGAAAACGAACGCCUGAAAUUUCUGAUUCAUUGAUGCUUCUGCCUCUUCUCUUCACAGUGCUGCUGUUUCUUCUCAUUACAGUAAGUAUCUAUCUAUCUAUCUAUCUAUCUAUCUAUCUAUCUAUCUAUCUAUCUAUCUAUCUUUGUAUCUAUUCAAACACCCUUACAAACAAAACAGAUGCAUUUGUGUCUUUGCAAACCACCAUUUUUCCAACGAACUGUAAAAAUGGAGCACUCACUGGCUCUUCCUUAUAAUGAUUUAUUUAAUUUCCUGCGAGAUUUCAUCCUGUCGUCUGUCUUUGCAGAUGAAGGAGCGGCACACCGUGAAGACGGACUGUGGACUGAGGAGAGUUUUUCACCAGGAGAGGAUCCCUCCAGACUUCUGCAGGUAGACUUGUAAAGGUUUUCUUAGAGGGCGACAACAGUGGUGAAAAAACAGACACACAAGUGUUUAAUUUAAAAAUAAACUACAGAUUUACUUUCUUUAAGAUCCAGGUAUAGUUGCUGGUGUUUGCAUUUGAAUAAAUCUUCUUAAUAAAAAGAUUUUUCAACUGAUGAGUGUCAUGAUUUAAGGUCUCAACAAAGUAGUGCUUUGUCAGAUAAGUUAGUUCUUUUCUUCUUCUCCUCCUCUCUCACCUCCUCCUUAGACUCCAGAUGUUUCUCGGAGGAGGUUACUUCAGGCCCCAGGAGCUGCACUUCCUUUCCCUCCCCUCAAGGUGACGCUCUGCAGAAUUAACCAUCCAUUAUCACUGUGUAAAGAGUCACAGGAAGAAACAUUUUCACAGUAAUCUUGUGUAUAGACAGUCACUUUAAACCAGUUUUGAGGUUUACAUUCCCCCCUCUCACAUUUGUCCACUGGCUCAUUUUCAAACACAGUCUGUGCUGACUCACAAACUCUUCUCAUUCUCGUAGUCCCAUUCCAUGUUGUCGUCCAGUAACACAACUGUCUCCGCCCACCAGGUGUUGUCCAAUGGGGAGCCAUGCCUCUUGUUCCAGGCUAGAAAACUGUCUCUACGCUUUGAGAAGCAGAAGCAGCUGGACCUGACAGAGAGGACGUUUUCUCCUCUAAAACCUGUCGACACUAGCAAGUCUGUCUGCAGCCUGGAUAAGGCCACGUACGAACACCUGUCUUUCCCCAUGACCCACCUGCUCACCUGUCUCAUGAAAAUGUGCUGUCUUUGAGACGUUUUCAAUUAAAUUCAGGCUUUAACUGAUUUGCAAUGAACCUAGUGCCUCACCUUUAACAGAACUGAGGUUGUAUUUGUACGGUUAGACACAUGCAGAAAGUCCACAUAAAUAGUGACUAUCACCAGUGUCAGAGGAGGGUGGAUCAUGAAACAGAGCAGCAGAAGGUCUCAGUUUUUGUCUCUCAAGUCAGUGUGUUUGUCUCCCUUCAUCAUCAGGCUGGUCAUGAGGUUUGGAGAUGUGGAGGAUUUGAGAGAUCUGACCAUCAAGUUAGUCAUUCUGGCACUUUUUAUUCAGAUCAUACUUAAUAUUUUCCAUUUGAAUCUGGACUGAUUGUCUCUUCUCCUUCGUCUGAUAUCAGACUGCAGCUGUCCAACACUUUCUACGAGUCUUCGGGUCAGUGGUGGUUCUCGGUGGACGGCGUGUCUCUGCUCUACAACAAAUCUGAAGAGGCUGUAUUCAACGCCUCCGAGAUGUACGCUCCUGCCUCCUCCUCCUAUCACUGCCUCCAUGUCAGCAGUCUGCAGCGCCACAGCGCCCUGCUGUUGCCAAGCACUGAGCAUGCACGCCGCUGGAGUGUCACCUUCACCAACUUCCAGGUACCUGUUAUUUUUUUCAUCCAGUUUAUAAAAAUUCUUUGUUAAGCACCUAAUGUUUAAAUAAAAACAUCUGUAAAUUCCUGUUGCAAAUCUAGAUGUUCAAGAAAACCAGGAAGAGCAGACAUCUAACAAAUGUCAUUCUGAGACUAUUAUCCUGUUCCCUCACAUUUUUGAUUCCCAAGAGGAUUCAUGUGGGACCAUGAACUAAGCCCUCUUAAAUGUCCUCUCCUCAGAUUCAGGCAUUCAACAUCACCUCUGGUAAAUUCUCUCCUACGAGUGACUGCGCCACCUUCCUGACACCCGCCAUCCUGAUGGGCCUCAUCACGUCCCUCAUCCUGCUGCUGGUCCUGGCCUACGCCCUGCACAUGGUCAUCCACCUGAAACACAUCGAGCACGAAGACGAACACAAGGCCCAUGUCUACUACCCUCCGAACUCUGAACAGCUGGAGCACUGCUGUGUGGAAAACACUGCAGACAAAAAUGUGCUGUAGUGACACCCUGCAGACGAUCAGAGACUGAAACACAUAAAAAUAUGGUGACAGCUUCUGUUGUGGUAAUAAUUACUCAGCUCAGGAGUAGAUUUUUAAAAAUAUAUAUUUCUAUCAUUUUUUAUUUGCUCAUCAGUGAGUUUCUGUAUUUGAGAGUUUAAUAAAAACAUCAAUAAACGCA
Messenger RNA from Xyrichtys novacula (pearly razorfish), 6672 nucleotides. Lineage: Eukaryota; Metazoa; Chordata; Actinopteri; Labriformes; Labridae. The record is from the annotation of a GenBank genome assembly.